Molecule: messenger RNA, 557 nt
Organism: Aspergillus piperis CBS 112811
Lineage: Eukaryota; Fungi; Ascomycota; Eurotiomycetes; Eurotiales; Aspergillaceae
Exons: 2
Coding region: 194-520 (108 amino acids)
Source: RefSeq, a predicted model, not a curated record
CGCACCCUCAUCGCCAACAAGUGCAGCGCGAGAGUAAAGGAUAGGCGCGGACAACUACCUCUGCACCGGGCAGCGGCAAUUGGAUCGUCGCCCAUCAUCAAGAUUCUCCUGGAGGAUGGGAAAAGUCCUGUGAAUGCGACGGAUGUCGAUGGAUUGACAGCUUUACAUCACGCGGUGUCAGAGGGCCACGGCGAUGCGGCGAUUACGUUGCUCAAGGCUGGUGCCGAGGCGGAUAAGAGAGAUUCGAAUGGCGUUUUGGCCAUUGAUAUGGCUCCGGAUAGUAAGGUACGGAGCUAUAUCCUGCAAACGGCGGAGAGGGAGGGAAUCGAGUUAUAGUUUAUCCAUAUGUUGGAUAGGGAAGGACAGAUGGAUGGAAGAUAUAAGAAGGAUUAAUACCCGGAGUCUAUCUUUGAUACUCUCAGGCUCAUCGAAUAACUGUUUCCAUAUAAUUUUUGUCUUGGUAAUUAACAGAUUCAUGACAUCUUCUCUUUCAAGGCAUGUCUCACAUCACAUCGUCUAAAUCGGAGUCUAGCCCGAACGAACAAAUCUAUGUACAG